GACAGAGGGCAACACGGUUGGAAAGUCGACCGCGCCAUCGGCCACCCACCAGUUAAGAUUUGCAAGGAGAGCUGACAUAGUGUCGCCAUUAUCCGUCGAUCGCGAACGGCGCCGCCCCCAUCGCCGGCGUUCUCCGCUUUCCUCGUCCGUGCGCCUCCCCCUCUCCACCCCUGGCUCAUCUUCUACACCUCCCCGUCAACUGACGCGCUGCAGCUGCCGUGCUUCUGACUGCCAUCUCGCUUCUCCGCGCUCUCCCCGUAUCGCCUCCCCGCCGCGUCGGCCGCUCGCCGGCCGAUCUCCCGCCACCUCUCCGUGGGCGUCCCUCUGCCUCCCUUAUCCUCUGUGUCCUCCCAUCACAUCUUCCCCACUUUUGGGGUGGAGACCUGGAGACCUUCCGGAUCCUCGUCGCCGUAAAAGCUCGCCGGAGGAGUCGCCAGAGAACAAGGCCCCACGGAUAUGGCCAUGACGUCACGUCGUCAAGCUAGGAGAGACAUAAGCAUCGAGGGGAUGACGCGCCCCGUCGCCGUCGACCACCGCAUCAGUCUCCCCUAUUACUUCCGCAUCGCCGACAAUCUCCUCCGCCAGGCUAACAUAUAUCGCGAGGAAAAGAACCUCCUGGACCUAUACAUUAUACUCCUGAGAUACUCGAGCUUGUUGUCCGAGACAAUCCCAAAGCAUCGUGAUUACCACGCAUUCAAGUCAAGAGAAAAGGAAUUCUUGAAGAAAGGGCCACAUAACUCAGAUAAACUCUUGAAUGUCAUUAGUGAGCUAGAGUCUCUCAAGCCAAUUGUGAAGCGACAAAUUGCUGAGCUUACUAGAGGGGGUGCAGAAGAACCUGAUGAACUAUACGGAACCUAUGCUGCAAAUAGUACAAGCAGUAUGAUGGAUCAACUUGCUCCAAGUCCAUAUAUGGCACAGCCAUUGUUUGGAAGCUCAGCAGGAUCAUUGCAGAAAUCAUUCUCUAGAGGGAAUCAUCAAGGGGCAUCACUGCAGGGUGUCGAACUUGAUAGGCAACUAGUCAAAUCAUAUGCCAAUUUGCCUCGACCAAAAGAAGAAACAUUAUCCAGACAUUCAAUACUUGGACCGAAUGGCCUUCAUGGUCAAUGGACAGGGCCUGUCACUGGUGUCAAGAUCCAGUAUCCAAGUUACCCGGAACUAACCCAAAGUGAUAUUCCUAGUUUAGUGCCAGCAAUCUUGAACGAAAAUGGCUCAUAUGGUCCUAGUACAAGUACAACAUCGCAGGAUGGCCCUGCAAAUAACAGUGGUGAUAUGCAGUCUGUUCUCUCACUUGAUGAUGGUCGAUGGUCUUUACCAAUAGAAGAGCCAGCCUCUGUAUCUCCUGCUGGUUUCGAGGCAGAAUUUUCACAGCUGAAUAUCAGGCAGCCUGCUCCCCCACCAGUCCUGGCACAAGUGCACCCUGAACAUAGACCAAUUUCUCCAUCAAGAGUAGCUGAUCCAAGACCAGGACUUGCUACCUGUGACACAGGACGUUUUCAGAAUUUGCAUGUGCCGGUAGCAUUAAUGGAGUCUUUUCUGAGGCUUGCUGAGGCAAAUACUGCAAACAAUUUGGAAACAUGUGGAAUUCUUGCUGGUAACCUGAAAAAGAGAACUUUUUAUGUGACGACGCUGAUAAUUCCCAAGCAGAAAUCAACAUCUGAUUCAUGUCAGGCUACAAAUGAAGAAGAAAUAUUUGAAGUUCAGGACAAAGGCUCACUUUUUACUCUGGGUUGGAUUCAUACUCAUCCAUCACAGACCUGCUUCCUAUCUUCCAUUGAUCUUCACAAUCAUUAUUCUUAUCAGGUCAUGCUUCCUGAAGCAAUUGCAAUUGUUAUGGCACCUACUGAUACAACAAGGAAACAUGGUAUAUUUCAUCUCACAGAUCCAGGUGGCAUGGGUGUGAUCCACGACUGCCAGGAGAGUGGAUUCCAUCCUCAUGAGGAGCCCCUAGAUGGUACUUCAAUUUACGAGCAUUGCUCACAUGUGUACAUGAACCCCAAUGUGAAGUUUGAUAUGGUCGACCUCCGUCAAGUGUGACGAGCCUUACUCUAUUUAACAAAGUUUGGCGUUUUUACCUCAUGGAGAUACAGACCACAAUUUGUUUUGUUUAUUUUUACUGUACUGACAGACUUGUAAGUACCAUGUGAUAGUUUGUAUAUAGCUAUUAUAUAUGCCACUAAUUUCCAUGUAUAGAGGUUUCUUUGAGGCGCGGGAUAUCAUGAGCUUGUGUUAACAUCUCUUGUGUAUCUCAGUUUUAUAUUGGGUUGUAGUAAGAUUUUGUCAUUUGAA
Brachypodium distachyon (stiff brome) is the source of this 2286-nucleotide messenger RNA. Its product is annotated as AMSH-like ubiquitin thioesterase 3. Gene Ontology annotation, molecular function: metal-dependent deubiquitinase activity; K63-linked deubiquitinase activity; protein binding. Gene Ontology annotation, biological process: protein K63-linked deubiquitination; protein K48-linked deubiquitination. Gene Ontology annotation, cellular component: endosome; membrane. The record is from RefSeq and is a predicted model, not a curated record. The transcript is spliced from 14 exons. NCBI's taxonomy places the organism in Eukaryota, Viridiplantae, Streptophyta, Magnoliopsida, Poales, Poaceae. The coding region runs from base 457 to 2034 and encodes 525 amino acids.